AUGGUUAAAUUACUGCUGGAGCACAAGGCUGAUGUGAACUUGAUUGACUCAAACGACAAGACAGCCCUGUGUUAUUCUGUAGAAAAUGGUUUUGUUGAGAUUGUAAAGCUGCUGGUAGACAAUGACGCAGAUGUUAAUUAUGCAUCGUUUACUACACCACUACAUGAGUCGUGUAAACGUGAAACUUUUGAACUUGUAAAAAUGUUGGUAGAAGCUGGAGCUGAUGUGAAUAAAAUAGAUAAGUCUGGAGACUCCCCACUAUGUAUAUCAGCUCAAAGGGGUAAAAUAGACAUAGUAAUAUUUUUAGUAGAAAAUGGUGCGGACGUUAAUAUAGGUAAAUCUCCUCCUCUAUUUUAUGCUUGUGACGAAGGUUAUUUUGAAAUAACAAAAUAUUUAGUAGACUCUGGAGCUGAUGUGAAUUUAAGGAAUUCAGAUGGAGAAUCUGCGCUCGGUAAAUCUGUUUUUAAAGGACACUUAGAUAUUGUGAAGAUUUUACUAGAGAAAGGUGCCGAUGUUAACUACACCGCAAGAUCAUUUGUAGAGCCGGCACUUUUAAAAGCAGUAAGUGAAGGUCACUUUAACAUUGUAGAAUUGUUACUUCAGUAUGGCGCAAAUGUCAACUAUACAUCUGGUACAACUGGAGAGACGGCCCUUUUGAAUGCAGCAAGGAGAGGUCACUCUAACAUUGUAGAAUUGUUACUUCAGUAUGGCGCUGAUGUUAAUAAAAUUGACAAAGAAGGGAAUAACGCGUUAAUUGUAUCAUUACAAGGUGCACAUGUAAAAACAGUUGAAAUUUUAGUACAGUGUCAAAUGAAAACAUCAAUUCUUAAUGGCGGAAUAAGUAUAAACCAAACUAAUAAUAUAGGACGGUCAUCGUUCAUGUUAGCUGCCAUGAAAGGUUUGAAUGAAAUCGUUUUAGACAUUAAAAAAUACAGUGAUUCUUCUGUGUUUGAUGUCGAUGGCAAUAGAGCUUUCAUGUUAGCGGCCAUGAAUGGCCACCUGGACAUUGUAGAGCUACUGUAUGACGGUACUGUGGAUGCUAACUUUAAAGGACAAAACGCUCUUAUGUUAGCAGCUAUUGGUGGACAUGCUACAGUUGUGGAGUGGCUGAUUUCUAAAGGAUUUGAUGUCAACAAAACAGAUCACCAUGGUAUCACAGCUCUAAUGAUGGCUGGUAAAAAGGAGGUUGUUGAGGUGUUGUUAAAACAUGGAGCAGAUGUUAACAAAACAGAUCACCAUGGUAACACAGCUCUAAUGAUGGCUGGUAAAAAGGAGGUUGUUGAGGUGUUGUUAAAACAUGGAGCAGAUGUUAACGUGAGGAACUGUGAUGGAAGAAAUGCACUGAUGGAACUUUUGUCAAAGAAUAAAAGUGACCUUCUAACAGCUCGCCUUCAUCCACACUACAACUCAAAUGAGGUUUCCAAUGAUACUUCACUAAUGUUGGCUGUAAAAAAUAAUUCAUCGGAGAGUGUCAAACUACUCCUUGCCAACAGUAAUGUUAACGUUAAUGAUGUAGGCAAUGAUGGGAAUUCCGCGCUUAUGUUGGCUUUACAGAUGGAGACACCUGAACAUGAAUGGUCAUACAUUAAAGCUCAACGAACUGAUAUAAUACAAGAACUACUUCAUCACGGCAUUGACGUCAACCAUGUCAACAACAACAAAACCUCGGUGCUCAUGUUGGCUGUACAGAAGAGAUUUAUACCAGCAGGGGUUGAUAGGGAUAUUGACAUGGGGGAUAUUGAAGGGAAGACGGCGUUAAUGUAUGCUGUAGAAACAUGGUUUAAUAAAGAUGUAGUGCGGCAAUUGUUGGAACAUCACAAGGCUGAUGUUAACGUUGUUGAUAACAAGGGGAAGACGGCGUUGAUGUAUGCUGUAGAAAGAUACUAUUGUAAAGACGUAGUGCGGCAAUUACUGCAACAUCACAAGGCUAAUGUUAACGUUGUUGAUAAUGAAGGGAAGACGGCGUUAAUGUAUGCUGUAGAAACCAGGGGAAAUGAUGAUGUAGUGCGGCAAUUGCUGGAACAUCACAUGGCUGAUGUUAACGUUGUUGAUAAUGAAGGGAAGACGGCGUUAAUGUAUGCUGUAGAAACCAGGGGUAAUGAUGAUGUAGUGCGGCAAUUGCUGGAACAUCACAUGGCUAAUGUUAACCUUGUUGAUAAUGAAGGGAAGACGGCGUUAAUGUAUGCUGUACAAAGAUACAAUUGUAAAGAUGUAGUACGGCAAUUGCUGGAACAUCACAUGACUGAUGUUAACGUUGUUGAUAAUGCAGGAGAAACAGCGCUAAUAAAAGCUGUUAAAAAUGAUAAAGGAGAUAACGUCAGGAUCCUGUUGGAGCAUAAAGCUGACAUUUACAUACAAGACAAACAAGGUCGGACGGCGUUAAUGUGGGCUGCUAAAGCAAACUUUAGUAGUCUUUUUAUGACCAAAUUAUUACUAGAGACUACACCAUCAAACCAAAGCACACACCAGGUCAGUUGUCAUAUGUCAGCUUUAGAUCAAACAGACAAUAAAAGAAGAACAGCUUUCAUGUGGGCUACUAAACGUUGUGACUUAGAAGUCAUGGAAUAUUUGUUGGAAAGAGGAGUUUGUGUUUCACAGAUUGAUGCUGCAGUGAAGAAAAUACUGAUAACAGCAAUAACAAGAAAUACAUAUUAUAGUGGUUUUAAACUAACUGCAUCUGGAAUCAAUUUUAUUUUGAAUUUUGCAUCAGAAUACCCAAAUAUAUUGGAGCAAAUUUUGACUAAAUCAAAAAACCUAACAUAUUUUGAUCUUGUGGAUAAAGAUAGUAAUACAUUACUUAUGUUGUAUGCAAAAAAUAGCCCACUUAGAUAUGGCAGUUGCAAUAACAAACUCCUUCUUAAAAUAAAACAAGAUGUAAACGCAGUAAACAAAUAUAAAAAAACAGCUUUAAUGAUAGCUUUAGAAAACAGAAACUACGAGUUUAUAGAACGAGUCUGUAAACUUUAUAAAGAAGAUGAUGUUGUGUGUCCUAAAGGUAGAACGUUACUUAUGAUGGCGGCACAAGCUUGUUUAGUUGACACGGUGAAAUAUUUGGUCAGUAAGGGGUCGAAGGUCAACCAGGUUGACAAGAAACAGAGAACAGCACUCAUGUAUGUUUCAUAUUUUAAACCUGUACCUUAUCAGAAUAAAGACAACACGUUUGAACUAAUAGAAUAUCUGUUAGUUCAAGAUGCGGAUGUUAAUGUUUCUGAUUACAAACAUGAAACUAUGUUAAUAAAAAUUUUGAAAAAAAAAGUCGAGGAAAAUGUUUGGCCUAUCAUCGAACAUUUGCUAGACAAAAAUGCACAAGCAAAUGUCAUAGACCGAGAUGGCAGGUCUCCACUUAUGAUAGCAAUUAUACAAUUAGGUCUGAUAAAUCAACGACGAAACAAUGGAUUUACGUAUAAAAACAUACAACAGAUUAUUAAACAGCUCACUCAUGUAGUGCAUAUCUUGAUAAACAAAGCUAAUGGCGUCAAUACAACAGACAACAACGGUAAUACAGCUCUAAUGCUGGCAUCUAAAUACGGGUUGAACAAUGUGGUCCAGGUUUUAAUAAAGAAGACAGACGACAUCAAUAGGGUCAACAAAAAAGGUCAAACAGCUUAUGACCUGGCACUAAAGAAUGGACAUUACAGUGUCGUACAGACUUUGGUAGAAAACAAAGCAAAUGUUAAAACUAACGAUAUUUUAGAAUUUACCUCAGUUUUUUCUGGUUUACACAAUUUACAUCAAAGAUCGUUUUUUUUAAAUAACGGAACUCGUGAAAUAGAAUUAUGGACAGCUUUUCUCAAUGAGUUGUAUCUACAGUCAGCUUUAGCCACAAAUAGAGGAGAAAACCCGACAUGUCAUGAUUAUACUGAAACUAUAACCUAUUACAUGUCAACCUGA
Physella acuta is the source of this 3891-nucleotide messenger RNA. RefSeq names its product serine/threonine-protein phosphatase 6 regulatory ankyrin repeat subunit B-like. The record is from RefSeq and is a predicted model, not a curated record. Gene Ontology annotation, molecular function: protein binding. Lineage: Eukaryota; Metazoa; Mollusca; Gastropoda; Physidae.